CAAAGCAGGGAAAAGACAGCCUCUGUCCCAGUGUGUGUGUGUGUGUGUAUAAUAGGUAAACUUCUCCUCGACAGACCAGUUUUUCCAGUCUGAUUGAGAAGAACACACAGAGAACAGUUCUUCCACACUGACACGGAGAGAACAUGGUAGAAUAAAAAACAAAACCCCUUCAGAGGAUUUGAGAUCGCAGAGGGUCUCUCAGGAUGAGUGCUCGACAUCGGACCGCUUCCCAGGAUUCCCAGGAGGAGCCGGAUGAUGAGGUUGUGCCCUACAGCGAUGACGAGACGGACGACGAGUUACAGUCAGAAGACGAUCUGGAUCGGAGAGAAGACCAGCUGCCAGAACCAGAAAUCAGACCCACGCCUGCCACCGAGCCCGGCUGGAGCAUCCGAGCCAAUGACCGGGAAUACUGCAAUCAACCCCAGUUUCAGAAGAAGGUCUUUCUGUGCGUCAAGAAGAGCAGAUAUUCUGGCAAUGCAAUCAAGACGUACAAAUAUAACGUCCUCACCUUCCUGCCGCUGAACCUGUACGAGCAGUUUAAGAGAGCGGCCAACCUCUACUUCCUGUGUCUGCUGAUCCUGCAGAUCAUUCCUCAAAUCUCCACGCUGCCGUGGUACACCACCCUGGUGCCGUUAGUGCUGGUGUUGGGCAUCACCGCCAUUAAAGACCUGGUGGACGACCUGGCACGACACAGGAUGGACAAAGAAAUCAACAACAGAAGGUGUGAGGUGCUGCUCAAUGGCAGAUUUGAAGAGACCAGAUGGAUGAACCUGCAAGUUGGUGAUGUGGUCAGACUAAAGAAAAAUGAUUUUAUUCCGGCCGAUAUUCUGUCGUUGUCCAGCUCCAAUCCCAACAGUCUGUGUUAUGUAGAGACGGCGGAGCUCGACGGAGAGACGAAUCUGAAGUUUAAGAUGGGUCUCAAGGUGACAGACGAGUGUCUUCAUGAGGAGGAUCAGUUGGCCAGGUUUAAUGCGCUGAUUUUGUGCGAGGAGCCCAACAACCGUUUGGAUAAGUUUAUGGGAACGAUGAUCUGGGACGCUCAGAGUUACCCGCUCGACCUGGACAACAUGCUGCUCAGAGGAUGCAAGAUUCGCAACACGGACGUGUGCCACGGCCUGGUCAUAUUCGCAGGAAAUGACACUAAGAUCAUGAGGAACGGAGGGAAGACCAGGUUCAAACGCACCAGGAUAGACAUACUGAUGAACUACAUGGUCUACACGAUCUUUGGGUUGCUGGUUUUGUUGUGUGCUGGUCUGGCCAUCGGACACACGUACUGGUACGAGAGCAUCGGCUCGAAGGCCUGGUAUCUAAUCGACGGCCUCGACUACUCUUCAUCUACCCGAGGCUUCCUCAGUUUCUGGGGCUACAUCAUCAUCCUCAACACCAUGGUGCCCAUCUCUCUCUAUGUGAGUGUGGAGGUGAUCCGCUUGGGUCAGAGUAAGUUCAUUAACUGGGAUCUGCAGAUGUACUACGGUGACAAAGACACGCCGGCCAAAGCCAGGACCACCACACUGAACGAGCAGCUGGGGCAGGUCGAGUACAUCUUCUCUGAUAAAACCGGCACGCUAACGCAAAACAUCAUGGCCUUCAAGAAGUGCACCAUCACAGGACGCACUUACGGAGAUCCCACCAGUGCAGACGGUGUGUCACUGGGUCGUGGAACGCCUGUGGAUUUCAGUUGGAAUAAAUACGCCGAAAAGAAUUUCCAGUUUGAAGACCAUUUCCUCGUUUCCUCUAUCCGUGCGAAGAAGGACCCCCAAAUUAUGGAGUUUUUCAAACUCCUGUCCUUGUGUCACACCGUCAUGGUUGAGCAGAAAGAGGAUGAGUUGGUGUACCAGGCUGCGUCUCCUGAUGAGGGCGCUCUGGUCACAGCAGCAUGCAACUUUGGUUAUGUGUUCUUGUCCCGAACGCAGGACACCAUCACCGUCCUGGAGAUGGACCAUGAGGAGACCUACGAGAUGCUCGCUCUGCUCGACUUCAACAGCGACCGCAAGCGCAUGUCCAUCAUCCUGAGAUAUCCAGACGGUAAAAUUCGUCUGUACUGUAAGGGCGCAGACACUGUGAUCUACCAGAGACUCGAUGCUAAUAGCAAGAAUAAAGAAACCACGCAAGAAGCUCUGGACAUCUUUGCGAACGAGACGCUGCGGACUCUGUGUCUCUGCUAUAAAGACAUCAGUCAGGCGGAGUACGACGCCUGGUCUCAGAAACACCAGGCUGCCAGCGUUUCAAUGGAGAACCGUGAGGAGGCCCUGGACACUGUGUACGAAGAGAUCGAGGAAAACCUUUUGCUGAUUGGAGCGACAGCCAUUGAAGAUAAACUUCAGGACGGCGUCCCAGAAACCAUCGCAAAACUGGCCAAAGCUGACAUCAAGAUCUGGGUUCUGACCGGAGACAAGAAAGAGACCGCUGAGAACAUCGGCUACGCCUGCCAACUGCUGACCGACGAUAUGAAGAUCCACUACGGAGAGGACGUGAAUGUUCAGCUGAGGAACAGACAGACACAAAGGCGCAACGACCCUCAAGGACGCAAUAAGAAGCUGAAGGAGCAGUUUUUCACAGAGCCUGGCAAGAACGCGCUCGUCAUCACUGGAGGCUGGCUGAAUGAGAUCCUGUACGAGAAGAAGAAGAAGCGUCGUCGCUUGCGUCUGAAGAAGCUCAGGAAGCGGUUCAUUCACUCCACCAAUCCUCCAGACAGCAGUCAGCCCGUGGACGAGUGGGAGAAGGAGAAGAGACAGGAGGACUUCGUGGACAUGGCGUGUGAAUGCAGCUCGGUGAUCUGCUGUCGCGUGACGCCCAAACAGAAGGCCAACGUGGUCAGUCUGGUCAAGCGCUACAAGAAGGCCGUGACUCUGUCCAUCGGCGACGGAGCCAAUGACGUCAACAUGAUCAAGACUGCAGACAUCGGUGUGGGCAUCAGUGGUCAGGAGGGGAUGCAGGCGGUAAUGUCCAGCGAUUACGCCUUCGCUCAGUUUCGUUAUCUUCAGCGCCUCCUGCUGGUCCACGGACGCUGGUCCUACAUCCGCAUGUGCAAAUUCCUGCGCUACUUCUUCUACAAGAACUUCGCCUUCACUCUGGUGCACUUCUGGUUCUCCUUCUUCAACGGAUUUUCCUCACAGACGGCUUAUGAAGACUGGUUCAUCACUCUAUACAACGUUUGCUACAGCAGUCUUCCUGUUCUCCUCGUGGGUCUUCUGGAUCAGGACGUGAACGACAAGCUGAGUUUACGCCACCCGAAGCUGUAUCUCCCGGGGCAGCAAGGAUCGCUGUUUAACUACAAGAACUUCUUCAUCAGCUUGUUCCACGGCGUCUACACGUCCCUCAUGAUCUUCUUCAUCCCGUACGGUGCGUUCCUGCAGACCAUGGGACAGGACGGCGAGGCUCCGUCUGAUUACCAGUCGUUCGCUGUGGUCGCAGCUUCAUCGCUCAUCAUCACCGUCAACCUGCAGAUCUCGUUGAACACCUCCUACUGGACGUUUGUGAACUUUUUCGCGGUGCUCGGCAGUAUAGCCAUUUACUUCGGCGUCAUGUUUGACAUCCACAGCGCAGGAAUCCACGUCAUCCUCCCAACCACCUUCACUUUCACAGGUGCGGCGUCUAACGCUCUGAGACAGCCGUAUCUCUGGCUGACCAUCAUCCUGACGGUGGGAAUCUGUCUCCUUCCCGUCAUCUGCAUCCAGUUCCUCUGUCAGUCCAUCUGGCCCUCGGUCGGAGACAAGGUCCAGAGGAACAGGAAGAAGUAUGAGCUUGAGGAUGAAGAAGAGGAGAGGAAGAAGAAGAAGCCGGCAUUCCAGCGCGGCGGACGCUCUCGUCGCUCCGCUUACGCCUUCUCGCACUCGACCGGCUACGCCGACCUCAUCGCGUCGGGACGCAGCAUUCGCCAGCGACCGCGUGUCCGGCCCGAGCUCAGAGAGAGUAUACGAGAGGCUCCUCAGGCCGACAACAUCUGAAACACUCAUUACCUGCUUAUGUGCCUUUACCCUGAGCUGGCCACCGGAACCGGCCAAUAGGAAGAGGCCAAGUGUCUUUUAAAGGGGAGGGACUAAUGAAAGAGCCAAUGGGAAAUGGGGAUGAAGGGCUUUAAAGGGGAAAGAUAAAGUUAACACUCACCGGUGACCAGGACUGGUUUUAAUGUUCUGCAACAAGAUUGUACAACAAAUUGUUUGUCUCAGGUUUUUAUUUCAUGUUUUUAAAUUUUUGCAGAUGUACAAUUCAGGGUCCUGCCCUCGGAAAGAGUAUGUGAAUGUGUGUUUCUAUUCCCAGCACUUGUUUUGUACACUGCCAAGAUUUUCUUAGUAUUUUUGUCUUUGCAUUAAAAAUAUCAACACUUUCUUAUAGAAUUACAUAUUUAGUGUAAUAUAAAAUUAUAUAAGCACCAGAAUAUAUUUUGAAUUAGGCUUACAGCUCCUUAAAUUUAGUUUUGAGAUUUAAUGCCUAAAAACCAGAAAAUAAAUAUAAAAAUAAAGUCUAAAACCGGAAAAAUAUGAAUGAAAAAAAAAAAAAAACAUUUUGUAAAAUUGAUGUUAUACAGUUAUGCUUCUCAAGUAAAUUCAUCUUGCUUGAUCCUUAAACAAAAUAAAUGUAUUUUAAAUAAAUAAAGCUUAAAAAAAUAGUAAAAACAACCAAUGAAAAAUGCAUACAGCCUGUAAAACUAAUAUAAAACUGUUUUGCUUCUCAAUUAAAUAAAUCUUAUUUGUUUCUCAAACCAAAUAAAUGAAUUUGAGAAGCAAAAUAUAUGCUUUAAACAUUUUGAUUAAACAUUAAAAAUGUUUAAAUAAAUUUUCAAUGAAAAACAAGACAAAAAUACUGAUUAAGAGACUGAUUUUUUUUUGCAGUGUAAUGAAGGGUGUUGAUUAGACUUUUUACCUCUUUACUACAUUUGAAGACUUUUAUGUUGAAAUGUGAACUCGGUAAGGAUUCAUCAUCUUGAUUUCCAAUUUUUGCAAAAUGUCCAAGCAAGCAAAGGCCUGUAUCCCACAAACCUCAGGAUGAAUUUUCCUCUCGGUCGAAUCUUUGCAUGGUGUCAGUGUCUCGUUCGAGAUGAUGUUCCUUAUGAACCGUGAAUGAAUGAAUGUGUUUAAAGUGAAACGUGAUGUUUACAUAAAUACUUCUGAGCUCCUCUGUUCCUCAAGACCUCUGCUGUCAGUGGAAACGGUUCUCGCUCAAUUUCUAACAACAUGUCAUGUAAAAACCUGCCUAGAGGGUCAUAGAUCAUUUUUAAGAUGGACACACUGACUGUGGUGUCUUCUCUGAUUUAAUAUUACAUUGUUGUUCUGUGAGUUGAUGUUAAACGGGUCGUCAUGCCUUCAGUUGCUGAUGGAAAUAUCUGUCUGUGAAAGAAUGAAGACUUAAUGGUGAUUUGUUUUCUUCUGUCAUGGAACUGACUUUGCACUUUGGUACAGGGACUUGUGUCUUUCUCAUUUUAACCCUAGCUGUUACAAGAUUUGAAAUAAUCUACCAUGUUAUAAUAUAACUUAUGAGAAAACACUAUAUUUAUUACGCUGGCUGUUCUUAAUGUGUACAUUGAAUGAAUGUAAUAGGCUUUAUCCAGCCAUAUCAGAUCAGUCUGACAAACUUGAACUCAGCUCUGUGGAUUGUCUGUAUGUAAUGCACUGUAAUAUACUUUGCACAGAUGUCUAUAAAUAAAGAAUAAGAUGUAG
Carassius auratus (goldfish) is the source of this 5657-nucleotide messenger RNA. RefSeq names its product phospholipid-transporting ATPase IC-like. The coding region runs from base 204 to 3947 and encodes 1247 amino acids. The record is from RefSeq and is a predicted model, not a curated record. Gene Ontology annotation, cellular component: trans-Golgi network; plasma membrane. Gene Ontology annotation, molecular function: ATP hydrolysis activity; magnesium ion binding; ATPase-coupled intramembrane lipid carrier activity. Gene Ontology annotation, biological process: phospholipid translocation; Golgi organization. NCBI's taxonomy places the organism in Eukaryota, Metazoa, Chordata, Actinopteri, Cypriniformes, Cyprinidae. The transcript is spliced from 28 exons.